Brettanomyces bruxellensis is the source of this 1551-nucleotide messenger RNA. It is a transcript of the gene NMD3, whose product is annotated as ribosome-binding protein. Gene Ontology annotation, molecular function: ribosomal large subunit binding. Bases 1 to 1551 code for a protein of 516 amino acids. Gene Ontology annotation, cellular component: cytoplasm; nucleus. The transcript has a single exon. Lineage: Eukaryota; Fungi; Ascomycota; Pichiomycetes; Pichiales; Pichiaceae. The record is from RefSeq and is a predicted model, not a curated record. Gene Ontology annotation, biological process: ribosomal large subunit export from nucleus.
AUGUCCAAUUAUACCCAGUUGGAUCCUAUGGAGCAGAAUCAGCAGCAGGACCAAAAUAGGGCUACGGUCCUCUGCUGCAACUGUGGUGUCCCUAUGGAUGGAUCCACAGGACUUACUAUGUGCUAUGACUGUAUAAAGCAAAAUGUUGAUAUCACGCAAGGAAUUCCAAGGGAGAUGUCAUUAUCGUAUUGCAGAAAUUGUGAAAGAUUUUUACAACCUCCAUCACAGUGGAUUCAUGCUCAACUUGAGAGUAGGGAGUUACUCGCCAUAUGCCUAAGAAGGCUGAAAGGUUUAAACAACGUCAGAUUAAUAGAUGCAUCAUUUUUGUGGACUGAGCCUCACUCUAUGAGACUAAGAGUUAAACUUACAGUGCAGGGUGAAGCUUUUAAUAAUGUUAUUUUGCAGCAGACUUUUGUGGUUGAGUUUGUCGUCAAUGCAAUGCAAUGCCCAGAUUGUGCAAAGUCAUACACUGCCCAUACAUGGAAUACCAGCGUUCAGAUAAGGCAGAAAGUAUCACAUAAAAGGACAUUUUUAUAUCUAGAACAGUUGAUUUUGAAGCAUAAUGCGCACGCAGAUACGAUUGCAAUCAAAGAGACUAAAGAUGGUCUUGACUUUUAUUAUGCAAAGCAGAAUCAUGCCAUGAGAAUGAUUGAUUUUUUGCGGGGGUGCGUUCCGAUAAAGUACAAGAAGUCCGAAAGGUUGAUUACUGAGGACUCCCAUUCAGGAACAGCUAAGUAUAAGUUCACAUAUUCUGUUGAAAUUGCCCCAAUAUGUAAAGAUGAUUUGGUUGUGUUGCCCAAAGGCUUUGCUAAAUCCAUGGGAAAUAUAUCACGUUUUGUGUUGUGUUCCAAGGUUGCCAACUUAAUUAGAUUUUUGGAUCCAUUAACAAUGCAGACAGCCGAUCUUCCUGGAAGUGUCUACUGGAGGGCGCCAUUUAAUUCUUUGUCUGACAUGUCUCAAUUGGUUGAAUUUAUGGUGCUUGAUGUUGAGCCUACAGGUGAGCAGCGUGGAAAGUAUAUGAUGGCAGAUGUUACAGUUGCUAGAAGUAGUGAUAUGGGUGUUAAUGACCAAGAAUACUACGUGAGAUCUCAUCUCGGAGCCAUUCUACACCCGGGAGAUUCAGUGCUUGGAUACUUCCUGGCAAACUCAAACUUCAACUCUGCGUUAUACGACUCUUUGGAUACAGAAAACUUACCGGAUGUUGUUUUGGUGAAGAAAUACUACAAGAGAUCGAAUAAACGGAGGAGAAGAAACUGGAAAUUGAAGCGUAUGGCAAGGGAGAAGGAAGAAAUUGGUGGUGAUAGAUCAGGACGUUCUUCAAAGACAGAACAACAGGAAGAGGAGAAGGCUGAAAGAGAUUAUGAAAUCUUCCUGGAGGAUUUGGAGGAAGACAAAGAAUUAAGACAGUCAGUCAAUAUGUACAAGGCUAAUGAUACAACUAAUGCGGCAGUAUCCUCUGCUCCAGAGAGUGACAGCGAAGAUAGCGACGCACCAGAAGUCAAUGUGGAUGAACUUUUGGAUGAAUUGGAUAAUAUGACGUUGGCUAAAUAA